AUGGUGCUGAAAGAAGAGACUCUUCAAUGGAAUGAAAUGGAAGAGAAACAGCAGUUUGAGAAACCCCAAGACAUGACGACUGAUGAAAAACCCACACUGACUAAGAAGACUUCAUCACGCGGAAGACCUCGGAAAUCCAAAUCUAGGUGUAAUUUCAGCUGUAAACAGUGUGGAAAGAGUUUCAGUCAAAAACCAAAGCUUGAUGAUCACAUGAAAGUUCAUACUAGGAAGAAAACCUGCACCUACAAACAGUGUGGAAAGAGUUUCUAUAAUACAGGAAAUUUAACCGUGCACAUGAGAAUUCACACCGGAGAGAGGCCGUACACGUGCCAACAGUGUGGAAAAGGCUUCUAUAAUGCUGUAAACUUAACAGUGCACAUGAGACUUCACACUGGGGAGAGACCGUACACAUGCCAACAGUGUGGGAAAGGCUUCUGUACAACAGGAAACUUGGCAGUGCACAUGAGAAUUCACACUGGGGAGAAGCCUUACUCUUGCCCUCAGUGUGGAAAGAGUUAUAAGCAAAGUAGCACCCUUGAAGGCCACAUGAGAACUCACGAUGGAGAGAGAAAUUUUACUUGCACACAGUGUGGGAAAAAUUUUGCUCAUAAACAAAACCUUGUUAUCCACACAAGGAUUCACACUGGAGAGAAACCUUACUCAUGCGCAAAGUGUGGUAAAAGUUUCCCAUAUAGGAGCACACUCAAUCACCACAUGAUAGGUCACACAGGAGCGAAGCCGUUUGUAUGUGCUCAGUGUGGAAAGAGCUUCACAACCAAAGCUAACCUCACAAACCACAUAGAUGGUCAGACUGGAACCAUAGUGUUCACAUGUGAUGAGUGUGGAAAGAGUCUCACACGCAAAGACUCCAUUAAGAAACACAUGAAGAUUCACUCAGGAGAGCGUUUUAGAUGCAGUGAGUGUGGAAAGGGCUUUAAACGUAAAAGAAGCCUCAGCGCUCAUAUGAAGCUUCACAUUGGAGAGCAGACUCCUCAAAAUUAAGGCCUUGUCCACAAAAACACGGGUACAGUUUGGCUGUUCAUUCAGUGAAGUUUAUUUAUAAACUACUUUCCAGAGGAUCAUAUGCUUAUGAUUGUCAACGGCUGGUACCGCAUUAGCUAUCACAUGAUUCACCAUUCAGAUGAUUCCUAACUCACUAUAAAUAUCCAGAGUUUCUUACUCAGUUAGCUUCAUCUUGAAGAAUCCCCCUCCCACCCCUACACCACCUCCUUUUUAAAUUGGACACCAUGGCAGCCCAGUGGUUAGCACUGUUGCCUCACAGCAAGAAUGUCUCUGGUUAAAGUCCCUACUGAACCAGUUGAUAUUUCUGUGUGGAGUUUGCUCAUUCUUACCGUGCUCACGCGAGUUUCCCCUUCGUUCCCCCCACAGUCCAAAAACACGCGACCUAGGUAAACUGAAUAUUAUAAAUUGGCACCAUAGUCGAGCUCUUAGUAAGCCAUAUAUCACUCUUUAGCCAUCCCUAUAUCUGUCAUUAGAACAGAACCAUACAGGGCAGUUCAUCGAGAUCUACCUGAGCUCAAACUUUUUUAUGAGCUUAGGUCUCUCCCGUGACAGCAUGCCAAACAAGUGUGAACUCUUGAAAACAUAUCAAGUUAAUGGAAAUUAACCAUUUGAACACCUGAAAACUCAAUAACUGAAGAGGGGUGAAGAUUUUGACUGUUUUGUAGAGUAGAUUAGGGGUCACAGCCCAGUACCAGCUACCGGGCUGCAAGAAUGCAGAGUAACUCUGUAUGUUGAGUAUCGGCAUCUGAAAAGGUGUGAACCAAAUGACCUACAGGAACUCAAAAGUUGUUACCCAACCACAGGAGUUGGGUAAUUUCCGGGGGGUUACAUCCUUUGUUAUAAAGUAGUGUCUCACAGACAGUACUUUGGGUUAAGUUACCAACGAGUUAACAUCACUGCUGAGGAACUGCACUAUUCAAUAAAAUCUUCUCCCCGUAAGAACUUUGGUCAGCUUACUUAUUUGAUGUAUUAAAGUCAUCUACACAUUGGCAAGCCACCCAAGAAUGGUUAAGCCAAAUACAGCAAAAUCUAACAUUGGGCCUGUUUCAGUAAAGAGGUUCAACCAACUCUGAGUUUAAACUUGAAGUCUGAGUUGUCUUACCGUGAGAUUAAAAACUCAGGGUUUUCAGUUUCAGAACAGCCGAUCUGAGUUAGAUAAAUCAACUUUGAGUAGACCAACUCAGAGUUAAGCGCGUAGGCAACCACCUAGGAAUGAUAUUGAAGUGCAGACUUACUGUGACUUACUGUGUUGAAGUGGGACAUCUGCAAGUUACAGUACAUGUGGACCACCUGUUACCAUCAAGGUCUUCAGAAAGACAAAAUGAAUGGAUUUCGGAUGAUCUUUUCGAUGAUCUGCCAGUUCAGAAAGCUGGGACAUCAAACCCACAAGUUCAUCCUGAUGAGUUACCAGAAGUGAUACAUGAACCACGUUAUACAACAAGGCAAAGAAAACCACCACAAAGGCUUAAUCUUUAAGUAUGAGUUAGGAGACAUCUAAAGUAAAACAGUCUGAAAACAUCUGAAAGUAUCUGAGAAAGACAAAUAUUGAGCUUUUGCAGACACAGACAGCACUACAAGGCCAGAUGGAGAUCAGUCUACUAGGGGACGCAGCGCAGGAGAGUCACGAUAGCCUACAGUCACUUUACAUUCACAGACAGACUUUUCCUUCAGGAAGUGUUAUGAGGUGGCCAUCUUCCUCAAAUCUGUCCAUCCAGCUUU
Molecule: messenger RNA, 2742 nt
Organism: Danio aesculapii
Lineage: Eukaryota; Metazoa; Chordata; Actinopteri; Cypriniformes; Danionidae
Product: gastrula zinc finger protein XlCGF8.2DB-like
Exons: 1
Coding region: 1-1002 (333 amino acids)
Source: RefSeq, a predicted model, not a curated record